Molecule: messenger RNA, 1039 nt
Organism: Cimex lectularius (bed bug)
Lineage: Eukaryota; Metazoa; Arthropoda; Insecta; Hemiptera; Cimicidae
Product: transmembrane protein 242
Exons: 3
Coding region: 393-878 (161 amino acids)
Source: RefSeq, a predicted model, not a curated record
CAAAUAAAAUAAAAUAAUGAAAGAUCUGCGUUUAGGGCUACUGAGAGUACUGCCUUGAUGGCGGGCUGGCCGUGGUGCUCUCUUGACCCUGUAUACCCCCCUCCUGAAAUUAUUCAAAUUGUGGACGAUCUCUCUUGAUUAUCUAAUUAUUUUAAUUCUCAAUUAUUAUUUCAAAAAUUCCAAGAAUUGAAGAGGGAAUUGUCUGCAAUGUAGGAGUUGAUAAAACUGGCGGGGAAAACAUUGCGUUAGGAGGCAGGUCGUGUUUUGGGUGUUGGAACUCGGAAGGUACUGGCUCUUGGGAAGUGGGAAUUCGGUUUCCAGUUUCCACUCCAUCGGUGCCUUCUCGGCAUAUGCCUGUCAAGUGUUUGCGAGCGAUUUCGUAGAAAGAACAGAUGGAUGACCGUCCCCAGCACAGGUUGGACGGCUGUUCGACAGAUGAACGAAAAGACGGGGGAGUCGACAUCAACUAUCGUUUCAAAGCCGGCACCUACCUCACUUCGGUUGCCGUCCUCUCGGGUCUGGCCGCCUUCGGGGUCACCCUCGCAGCCGUCAAGAAGAAGGACCCGAAGAUGUUCGCCCGCGGCAUGGAACCGUGCCCGGGGAUAAUGGAAGAGUCCGGCCCAGAACUCGGACUGAGAGCCUUGAAAUGGGGCACGUUCUACGCCUUCUCUGGCACCUCUCUCAUCUCAUUGGCUAUCUGGAAACUGUCCGGGGCGAAUUCCUUGGAGGAAUUUAGGGAAAAAGCAAGACAAAUACUGCCAAAGUUACCAAAAAAGGAGAAUAAGGAGGGGAAAAAAGAACUUUCGAGCGUCGACGAUGUAUUAAACUACCUAACGGCAGACAGCCAAAAAGAUGUCAAGAAUCGCCAGAAGAGUUAAUGAUUCUUGUUUCUGAUCAAAAAUGGCUGUGAAUUCACUAACUCACUACUUAAUAAUUAUACUACUAAAACAUCUAAAAUAUAGUCAAUUGUGUAGGUUUUUAAUUUUAAAUUUUAAUUUUAAAUGUAAUAAAAAUAGUUUUGUUGUUUCUGACCAACCUA